CAGCAACGCCUCGACAGCUUAAUUUAUUAUCCAAUGAAGAUGUGUUUCACUCGUUCUACCUGGCUGCUCCGUGUAGCUUUAGCUUAAACACACACAGGUGGUGGGUGGAAAAUGCUCUUUGUUUGCUAGUUUCGACGGUUACGCGCCUGCGUGCUCGCGCUCUUUAGUUAAUUUCACAGGUGCGCUCAGUUCAGCCCACAGGAGGACAUGCAGCAGGAUGACAUGACAGAUACAGCGGAGAGCACAUUCAACAUGGAGGAUUUUUUCAAAACGGUGGAGGAGGUGAGAAGCCUCAUUGAAACAAUCUCCUGCCAAGCAGAAGAGGUGCAGAAAAGAUAUGGCGCCAUCCUUUCUACUCCAAACCCAGACAAGAAAAACAAAGACGAGCUGGAGCUGCUGAACAAUGAGACCAAGAAGAACGCCAACUUGGUCCGAGCCAAGUUGAAAUCAAUGCAGAAGAACUUGGAUGUGGAUGAGAACAAUAAAAGGGCCUCAGUAAUUCAGCGUAUUCAGAAGAACCAGCACUCACACCUGACUCGGUGCUUUGCUGAAGUCAUGAGGGGCUACCAUAAGGCACAAAUCUCCUUCAGAGAGAAAUGCAAAGCACACAUUCAGAGACAGCUGGAGAUUGUGGAUAAAGUGACUACAGAUGAAGAGUUGGAGGAGAUGCUGCACCAUGACAAUCUUGCCAUCUUCAUAUCUGAUAUCAACUCUGACGCUCGAAUUUCAAGCCAGGCUCUGAGUGAGAUUGAAUCUCGUCAUCAGGACAUCAUCUGCCUCGAGUCCAGCAUCAAACAGCUGCACGACAUAUUUGCUGACACUGCCAUGCUGCUGGAGACUCAGGGGGAAUUGAUCAACAACAUAGAAAAGAAUGUAACUAGUGCUGCAGAGUAUAUAGACAUAUCCAAAGCAAAAACCUGUGAAGCAGUCGCGUACAAGAAGAACCCACAGAAGAUAGCAUCUCUCCCGAGCUUCUUCAAGCAUUUCAAGAGAAAAACCACUGCUAAAACUGCUGCUGAUCAAAACACCUCAGACUUAAACCAUGACUGAGCUCCUGAGCCUGUUUGAACAUUGACUGCACCAAACAUCCUGAACAACAUCAAAGCCUGUGCUCGAUGGAACACGCUUUUCAUCUGAUAUAUGGUACAGUGCCUGUCUGCCGCCUCAAACACCUUCUAAAGGAUAAUGAUGACGCUGUUAUUUUUAACUCGGUGAAUUUAAACUGCUUUGAUAAUGACCUGUCAAAUGAAAGUGACAAGAUGCUGUGGACGGGCCAGCUUCUGAGGCCACAUGUGAACUGUCAAAAGUCAAUGUUUACAGACUCCAAAUCCUAAAACUUAGGUUUCAGACAUGGUAGUAAUAAAUAUUUUAACACACUAACCCAAGCUACAUUUUUAGAUGUAAAACACUUUCUGGAUUGAUUUGGUCAUUAAUUCACUCACUCCCAGUUAGCUGGCGUUCCCCUUAGUGGCCAGUAGGUGGCAUGACAACAUUAGAUAGAACUCUGAACCAGGAUCAUUUACCUUCACUCCCCUCUGCAGUCCUGCUGAACUCUUGUGUUUUGUCUGAUAUUGUGUGUUUUACUAAUUCAAUAUAAUGUAAUGUCAUGUCGUUUAAUACUCUGAAAUAAAUGUUUGUAAUGUAUAAACUGUAAGACUAUGCCAAUCCUAAAAUAAACGUGGUGAAUGCUA
Molecule: messenger RNA, 1691 nt
Organism: Sander lucioperca (pikeperch)
Lineage: Eukaryota; Metazoa; Chordata; Actinopteri; Perciformes; Percidae
Product: syntaxin-2-like
Exons: 9
Coding region: 208-1050 (280 amino acids)
Biological process (GO): exocytosis; intracellular protein transport; synaptic vesicle fusion to presynaptic active zone membrane
Cellular component (GO): presynaptic active zone membrane; SNARE complex; endomembrane system
Molecular function (GO): SNARE binding; SNAP receptor activity
Source: RefSeq, a predicted model, not a curated record